UGGAUUAUUUGUUUUUUUUGUGAAAAGAAGAGGUGCGAUAAGGAUAAUUUCACUGCGAAUGCGUUUUAGUGUCAGUUUAACACGAGCAACUAUAAAUUUAGUGUCUAUAAUGGAACAAAAUUGUAUAUUUUGUAAGAUAAUAAGAAAAGAAGGACCUGCUGAAUAUGUUUUUGAGGACGAUGAUUUAAUUUGUAUAAAGGAUAUUAAACCAGCUUCGACUCAUCAUUAUUUAAUAAUUCCAAAAAGGCAUAUUUCGACACCAAAAGAUUUAAAAAAAGAGGAUGAAGAACUUUAUGAUAAAAUGGUCGCAACAGUGGAUGUAAUUGCCAAACAAGAGCAUUUUGAAAAUUCAUCUAUUAGAACUGGAUUUCAUUGGCCGCCAUUUAAUACUGUAAAUCAUUUGCAUCUUCAUGUAAUUUCACCUGUGGAAUCGAUGGGUUUCCUGCAAAGACAAAUGUUUAAACCCGAGUCAUUUUGGUUUGUUAGUACCGAUUAUGUGAAAUCACGCUUUGCGACCAGCAAUUUAUAGAAAUUUUUUUUUCAUACAAAUUUAUUUCUUUUGAAAUGAAAAAAAAUUCACAAAAUGUUCUAUAGAUAAAUUAUAUAUCCUAAACUUCCUCUUAAUAUUAAUAAUUAUUAUCGAUAUAAAAUUUGAUUAUUGUGAUAAUAUUUUAAGACAAAUGAGUUGUAUACAAUUAGUUAAAAGAAAUUUGUUUAAAUUUGUUAUAAUUUCUUUAUGAUGUUGAAUAUUUUAUUAAAGUUUUAAAACUAACAAAUA
Molecule: messenger RNA, 778 nt
Organism: Leptopilina heterotoma
Lineage: Eukaryota; Metazoa; Arthropoda; Insecta; Hymenoptera; Figitidae
Product: histidine triad nucleotide-binding protein 3-like
Exons: 4
Coding region: 59-529 (156 amino acids)
Molecular function (GO): catalytic activity
Source: RefSeq, a predicted model, not a curated record